AUGGCAGCUCUGAGGGCAUGGCUCCUGUGCCUGCUGCUCUUAGCCUUGGUCCUGCCAGGAGCUUCCAGCCGAGCCCACCAGCACUCCAUGGAGACACGCACCCCUGACAUCAAUCCAGCCUGGUACACAGGCCGUGGGAUCAGGCCCGUGGGUCGCUUUGGCAGGAGGAGGGCAGCCCUGAGGGAUGUCACCGUACCUGGCCUGCGGUGCCGGCUAAGCUGCCUCCCGUUGGAGGGAGGUGCCAAGUUCUCUCAGCAUGGAUGA
Messenger RNA from Chionomys nivalis (European snow vole), 264 nucleotides. RefSeq names its product prolactin releasing hormone (gene Prlh). The record is from RefSeq and is a predicted model, not a curated record. Gene Ontology annotation, molecular function: neuropeptide hormone activity; prolactin-releasing peptide receptor binding. Bases 1 to 264 code for a protein of 87 amino acids. Gene Ontology annotation, biological process: response to peptide hormone; feeding behavior; G protein-coupled receptor signaling pathway. Lineage: Eukaryota; Metazoa; Chordata; Mammalia; Rodentia; Cricetidae. The transcript has 2 exons.